Poeciliopsis prolifica (blackstripe livebearer) is the source of this 1344-nucleotide messenger RNA. RefSeq lists its product as uncharacterized. The record is from RefSeq and is a predicted model, not a curated record. Lineage: Eukaryota; Metazoa; Chordata; Actinopteri; Cyprinodontiformes; Poeciliidae. The transcript has 5 exons. The coding region runs from base 66 to 479 and encodes 137 amino acids.
GAUCAUCACACCUCUCCGUCCUUUUGUCUUCCUGUUGUCCGCCUCUCCGUCCCUCCAUGUGAACGAUGUCCAGUCUCAGGUUUCUGUCCGUCCAUGGAGCCUCUGUGCUGCUGCUGCUGCUGACGGCUGUUUGUGAGGCCGAGUACUACAGCGACUCCACGACGCCUUCAGAGUACGACUCCGACUACAACACCACCUUCGAGUACAGCUUCUUCAGUAACAGCAGCGUGGACGAGCUGGACAAGUUCAUUGGUGGGAUGAUGGAGAUCGACACAGACGAGGAGGAGGAAGAAGAAGAAGAAGUGUCUUUCACGACAGCAGCUACACCCAGGAAAACCACAGAGAGGAGCAAGAUGGGGCGAGGCGGGUCAAGAGAGGGCGAUCUUGGUAGCAGCGCCUCUCUUCCUGUUUGUCUGGAACUCAGGAAGCUGCUCUGGACGUCGAUGAUCCUCGUGGUUCUGUUCUCACAGCAGCUGUGACACAAACUUACGGAGGAACCGUAAACGUCCAGGUCUUGGCGGGUCUGCUGAAUCACCUGGAGCGCAGCGGGUUGGGUCCGUUUGAGGUCGGUGGAGGCUGAGCCUCCCUGACUGGUCCAAACAUGGCUGCCCUUCGCUCUGAUUGGACGCCUGCCAAGCCAGCCUGAACUCGACUCCAAACAGACUGAACGGCGUCACACCCUGAAUCCUUUCAAAGGGAAUCCGCCUCAUUUUGGCAGCGCAACAUUUCCUCUCUGUGGAGACAUUUUUAAAUUUAUUAUGGAAAUAUUUAAAGUAUGGAUGUUGGAUUUUGUCAGAAUAUUUCUCUAGAAAUGAAAUUAUAACCAAGCAAAAUGUCUAUUUUCAAGUAAAAAAGUCUGGAAUUUAUUUUUGAUAGAAAACAAAUGGAGAACCAUUGGGAUCAUUUUCCUCUAAAAUACUUUAUUUUACAAUUUCACAUCCAGUUUAACCCCAAACACCAGUUUAAUUAUUUUUAAGAACCCAAAGUUAUAUUUAAAUAUGCCCCACAAAAAUAUAAACAGUUAUAAUAAAAGCCUUUGUUGUGGUCAAAUGUUCACAUCAAACUGCUUCAAGUGCUAAAAAGACAAAAUCCUCUGAAAAUGUAGCAGCAGAAAUGUCAUUGUUAUUUCACAAAUAAGAUCACUAACAUAAAAAACAGAAAAGAUCCAAAGAGCUUUUUUUAUUGCAUCUUAAUGUGAAUUUUUGUUGUUAUGUCUUAAUUUAGGAGCCAAAUGCAUCAUAUCAAAGUAAAACGUCUGCAGUCUCUGUUUCUCCUCAUUAUGAAGCUUUGCACAAGUUUGAUCUCUAACCUUUCAUCUAAAUAAAGAUUUUCACUUUGUUUGCA